Molecule: messenger RNA, 850 nt
Organism: Suillus bovinus
Lineage: Eukaryota; Fungi; Basidiomycota; Agaricomycetes; Boletales; Suillaceae
Product: ribosomal protein S17e
Exons: 6
Coding region: 100-531 (143 amino acids)
Biological process (GO): translation
Cellular component (GO): ribosome
Molecular function (GO): structural constituent of ribosome
Source: RefSeq, a predicted model, not a curated record
CUUUCAGCCACUGCGGAAAUUACCGCAAGCUUCGCCUGGGUGAUCUCAAGCCCAAGGCCUCGACAUCGUUAACGUCCUCGACACUAAAAAUCCAGCAAAAUGGGUCGUGUUCGUACCAAAACAACCAAGAGGGCUGCCCGUGUUCUCAUCGAAAAAUACUACCCCCGCCUCACCCUCGACUUCCACACCAACAAGCGCAUCAUCGAUGAAGUUGCUGUAGUUCCCUCCAAGCGUCUCCGGAACAAGGUUUCCGGCUUCACUACCCACCUGAUGAAGCGUAUUCAGCGCGGGCCCGUCCGUGGUAUUUCAUUCAAGCUCCAGGAAGAAGAACGCGAGCGAAAAGAUAACUACGUGCCUGAAGUGUCUGCUCUUGACACGAGCGCAACAGGCUUGGAGAUUGACAAGGACACCUCAGAACUUCUCAAGGCACUCAACUUCGACUCCAUUCCCGUGACUAUCGUACAGACCGUUAUCCAGCAACCAGAGCGUCCUCGGCGGGAGAGGCGCAACGUCCCUGGUGCUGGGCGGUAAUCUGUAUAUUCUAGUUUUGCGCAGAAAUCAGGCUGUCAACCGUUAAACGUUUCUCAACAUGCAGGCAAGUACUGGGGGCCUUCAGCAGUAUGUGUCAGGAGUUCUUGCAAAACGCGUCUGUAGUUGGUGAGGAAUUGCAUGUACUUGAGCUACACCUGCCACAUGAAUGCGCAUCAAACCCUCAUUCGGAAACAUGUUUUCUUCCCUAACCUACGUGAAAGAGAUAGAAUAUGCGAACUAGAGCAAUGAAAGCAGACUGUCGGGAGGUAAAUAAAAAUAACAACCAGCUGGCGGGAAGUCGCUGACCGAACGAUAGUGA